Messenger RNA from Macroventuria anomochaeta, 243 nucleotides. RefSeq lists its product as uncharacterized. The record is from RefSeq and is a predicted model, not a curated record. The coding region runs from base 1 to 243 and encodes 80 amino acids. Lineage: Eukaryota; Fungi; Ascomycota; Dothideomycetes; Pleosporales; Didymellaceae. The transcript has 4 exons.
AUGCCAGUCCACCCAGCUGAAGAGACCACCUCCGGUAGCAUUACCGACCAGGUCGCAAAGGACUCCAAGGACUCCAACGCCUCGAGCCACCAGCUCCACCAGGAGGACAACCAGGCCACAAGCGGUGGAUCCAUUGCCGCCAACGCACACAAGGCUAACCCGGGUCCCGUUCACGCAGACAACCUGCCUGAGCCGGCGAGCAAGGAGGAGCUCAAGAAGAGGGCUGAGGAGCUUAACAAGUAA